This is a messenger RNA of Fukomys damarensis (Damara mole-rat), 5575 nucleotides long. RefSeq names its product clock circadian regulator (gene Clock). Gene Ontology annotation, cellular component: CLOCK-BMAL transcription complex; nucleus; cytoplasm. The record is from RefSeq and is a predicted model, not a curated record. The transcript has 23 exons. Gene Ontology annotation, biological process: circadian regulation of gene expression; regulation of transcription by RNA polymerase II. Bases 443 to 3025 code for a protein of 860 amino acids. NCBI's taxonomy places the organism in Eukaryota, Metazoa, Chordata, Mammalia, Rodentia, Bathyergidae. Gene Ontology annotation, molecular function: DNA-binding transcription factor activity, RNA polymerase II-specific; protein dimerization activity; E-box binding.
AAAGAGGUCUUGGCCUCUGACCUGGCAAAUGACAGAUCAACUCGUGCCGUAGUUUUGUACUAUUAGAAUGCCACUGUAUAUGAUUUAAGACUUUCUAGCCUUCUUCUCAAAAACAGAAACAAUGUUUUCUUUUAUAGCAAAAGAAAAGCACAAGAAAUAAACUUGCAGUCAUUGUUAAUUCGGCUAGCGUGCUGAUCCCCGAAAUCAAAGUGAAGUGAAGCUGCUGAAGCUCAGAAGCUGAUUCUGUCACAUUCUAAGAUGCCUUCAGAAGACUCUGCAUGCUGCCUAAAUCAGUCUUGAGAGAUUGAAUUCUGAGAUUGAUGGUUGGUCAUAUAGAAGAAGCCCUUGAACCUGUAGUUUUCGGAAAAAUCAAUUCAACAGACCCAAAAAAGUACAAAGGAGAAGUACAAAUGUCUACCACAAGACGAAAACGUAAUAUGUUAUGUUGUUUACCGUAAGCUGUAGUAAGAUGAGCUCGAUUGUUGACAGAGAUGACAAUAGUAUUUUUGAUGGGUUGGUGGAAGAAGAUGACAAGGACAAAGCCAAAAGGGUAUCUAGAAACAAAUCUGAAAAGAAACGUAGAGAUCAAUUUAAUGUUCUCAUUAAAGAACUGGGAUCCAUGCUUCCUGGAAAUGCUAGAAAGAUGGACAAAUCUACUGUUCUGCAGAAGAGCAUUGACUUUUUACGAAAACAUAAAGAAAUCACUGCACAGUCAGAUGCUAGUGAAAUUCGACAAGACUGGAAACCUACAUUCCUUAGUAAUGAAGAGUUUACACAAUUAAUGUUAGAGGCUCUUGAUGGUUUUUUUUUAGCAAUUAUGACAGAUGGAAGUAUAAUAUAUGUGUCCGAGAGUGUGACUUCAUUACUUGAACACUUACCAUCUGAUCUUGUGGAUCAAAGUAUAUUUAAUUUUAUCCCAGAAGGGGAACAUUCAGAGUUUUAUAAAACACUCUCUACCCAUCUGCUGGAAAGUGAUUCAUUAACUCCUGAAUACUUAAAAUCAAAAAAUCAGUUGGAAUUCUGUUGUCAUAUGCUUCGAGGAGCAAUAGACCCAAAGGAACCAUCUACCUAUGAAUAUGUGAGAUUUAUAGGAAAUUUCAAAUCUUUAAACAGUGUUUCCACCUCAGCACAUAAUGGUUUUGAAGGAACCAUACAGCGCACACAUAGGCCUUCUUAUGAAGAUAGAGUUUGUUUUGUAGCUACUGUCAGGUUAGCUACACCUCAGUUCAUCAAGGAAAUGUGUACUGUUGAAGAACCCAAUGAAGAAUUUACAUCCAGACAUAGUUUAGAGUGGAAGUUUCUAUUUCUAGAUCACAGGGCACCACCAAUAAUAGGAUAUUUACCAUUUGAAGUUCUGGGAACAUCAGGCUAUGAUUACUAUCAUGUGGAUGACCUAGAAAAUCUGGCAAAAUGUCAUGAGCACUUAAUGCAAUACGGGAAAGGUAAAUCAUGUUAUUAUAGGUUCCUGACCAAAGGGCAACAGUGGAUUUGGCUUCAAACUCAUUAUUAUAUCACUUAUCAUCAGUGGAAUUCAAGGCCAGAAUUUAUCGUUUGUACGCACACUGUAGUAAGUUAUGCAGAAGUAAGGGCUGAAAGACGACGAGAACUUGGCAUUGAAGAGUCUCUUCCUGAGACAGCUGCUGACAAAAGCCAAGAUUCUGGGUCUGAUAAUCGAAUAAACACAGUCAGUCUCAAGGAAGCAUUGGAAAGGUUUGAUCACAGCCCAACCCCUUCUGCCUCCUCCCGGAGUUCAAGAAAAUCAUCUCACACAGCAGUCUCAGACCCUUCCUCAACACCAACAAAGAUCCCAACAGAUACUAGCACUCCUCCCAGACAGCAUUUACCAACUCAUGAAAAGAUGGCACAAAGGAGAUCAUCAUUUAGUAGUCAGUCCAUAAAUUCCCAGUCUGUUGGUCCUUCAUUAUCACAGCCAGUGAUGUCUCAAGCUGCAAAUUUACCAAUUCCACCAGGCAUGUCUCAGUUUCAGUUUUCAGCUCAAUUGGGAGCCAUGCAGCAUCUGAAAGACCAGUUGGAGCAACGCACACGGAUGAUAGAGGCGAAUAUUCAUCGGCAACAAGAAGAACUAAGGAAAAUUCAAGAACAACUUCAGAUGGUCCAUGGUCAAGGGCUGCAGAUGUUUUUGCAACAGUCAAACCCUGGAUUGAAUUUUGGUUCUGUUCAACUUUCUUCUGGAAAUACAUCUAAUAUCCAGCAGCUCACGCCUAUAAAUAUGCAAGGCCAGGUUGUUCCUGCUAACCAGAUUCAAAGUGGAAUGAGUGCUGGACAUAUGGGGACAGGUCAGCACCUGAUGCAACAACAGACUUUACAAAGUACAUCAGCUCAGCAAAGUCAACAGAGUGUACUGAGUGGGCACAGUCAGCAAACGUCUCUUCCCAGUCAGACGCAGAGCACUCUUACGGCCCCACUGUAUAACACAAUGGUGAUCUCUCAGCCUGCACCCGGGAGCAUGGUCCAGAUUCCAUCCAGCAUGUCACAGAACAGCACCCAGGGUGCCGCAGUAACCACAUUCACUCAGGAAAGACAAAUAAGAUUUUCUCAAGGUCAGCAACUUGUGACCAAAUUAGUGACUGCUCCUGUAGCUUGCGGAGCAGUCAUGGUACCUAGUACCAUGCUCAUGGGUCAGGUGGUGACUGCCUAUCCUACUUUCGCCACACAACAGCAGCAGGCACAGACUUUGUCGGUGACACAGCAGCAGCAGCAACAGCAGCAGCAGCAACAGCAGCAGCAGCAGCAACAGCAACAGCAACAGCAGCAACAGCAGCAGAGUUCCCAGGAGCAGCAACCAUCUCAGGCUCAGUUGACCCAACCACCACAGCAGUUUUUACAGACUUCUAGAUUGCUCCAUGGGAAUCCUUCGACUCAGCUCAUCCUCUCUGCUGCAUUUCCACUACAGAGCACCUUCCCUCAGUCACAUCACCAGCAACACCAGUCCCAGCAACCACAGCCACUCGGUCGUCAUAGGACUGACAGUUUGACCGAUCCUUCUAAGGUUCAACCGCAGUAGCACACAUGCUUCCUCUCUGACACCAAGGGAGGAAGGGGAAGGCCCAGAACGAGUUGCUCAGAUAACCUGAGGAUAGGAGGAAAAGUUCCAGCAGUUUCAUGCAAUGCAGUAUUGAAUGUUCUAGUUCCUGGAUUAAUGGGCAGAGAAAAUGCUGCCUGGUGAUACAGAUAUACAUUAAAUACCAGCCAUCAGGAAGAUGAUCAUAGGGACAUAGCCAAUUCUGACAGUGUUUCAGUUGCCCAGCUAUUUUUGAUGGAAAAAAGAGUAUAUUGCCAAACAUUAAAGGAGCUCAGCUAUGAAAUGAUCUCCAGUGAAUGCAAAAGGCAUUAACAAUGUUAGUAACUUCUGGUGGUUCCGUGCCUGUUACGUAGUGUUACUGAGGAUACAUCACUGCCACGUUGGGUUUGCUUACAAUGAUGCCGUGAAGAUAGUCCAGGAGUUAAGUGUUCCCCACCUCUAGUCACUCUCCCUUUUCACGUGAUGAUGGAACUGUAAUUACUUUCAGAAUGUUGUGUGGGUUCAAAGUCUGUGUAUAGAUACUGUAAAAAUAUGUAUAUGCCUGGGUGAAAGAGAAAGCAAACCAUUGUGUGUGCUGCAUGAAAGCAUUAACUCUUCCUCUGAGUACAUUUCAUUAGACUACCACACCGAGUACAAACUGAUACAUCAGCCUCUGUUUUCCUUUUGUUUACAACAUGGUAGUAUUCUGUUCACUUUUCCAGGGCACAAGUCUUUUCGUUCAUACUUUGGCUGUGAUGUCACAGUUUGUUCAGUGAGGUAUGAUGUGCUGCUGGGAAUAGAUCUUUUCUUUUUUCAGGUUAAAUUAUUGAUACAACAGGAUUAUCAAGUUAUUCGUAAUUAUCCCUCAUUUCAUUAUGUUUCAGUUAUGUUUGAAAAUAGGAUUUGCACUGCUUUACUUUAGAUGGUUGAGAGUUUGAUCACAUAUUUUGUUGUAUUUCAUAGUUGGAAAUAUUUAUGUCAAUGGUUUUCAGCAAGCCUGAAAGUAAUUUCAAGAAUGUUUCAGUUAUAGGAGUCAAGUUUGCACACAACAGAUUUAAGGCACUUUUUAACAUUCUCAGUGGUGAGAAUUUUAACUUUUAAGAUUUGUUGGAAUCUUUUUAUUAUCCUUCACAAUUUCAGUGCUUCUUUUAGUCAGAAAUGAUUCAGGGUUAUUUGAGGGAAGGGACCCAUAGUGCCUUGAUUUUAAUUCAGGUGAUAGAUAACUCACCAUCUUGAACUCAUUGUCUGGUUUCAGUAGCAGUUUUUAAACCUUAGUACAUUUUUAACAGCAUGUGGGUGUCCAUGUCAUUAUUCCCAUUAAGUUCCUAUGAAGGCUGCUGUGUUUUAAACUGGAGUAAAAAUAACAUAGAAAUAAAAAUCACAGCCUAACACUAUCAUAGUUACUAAUGUGAUCCCAGAGGUUUCCUAAAUUAGUAUCUUUAAAGUUAAAUCAUCACUUCAGUAAAUAUUUGCUCAAUGUGAUCUUGAUAUUCCUACAGAAAAGGGGUAAGAAUUGGCUUUACCUUCACUUCAACACCAGUAUAUUUAUAACUCACAUGCUUUCUAAACAUGCACUAAGAUUUCACCUGGCAAUAUUACAUUCUAAAAGUAACAAAUCCCAACACAAGUUACAUAUACUUAAAAAAGCUUUUUUUGGUACCAGAGAUUGAACUCAGGACCCUGCACUUGCAAGGCACUACUGAGCUAAAUCCCCAGGCCUAAAAAAGCAUUUUUUUUUAGAUUUUAUGGUACUAAUAUGAAAUUUGCAACUAAAAGAUCAAAAUACUAGGAAAAUUCCUUAUUCAAAUAUAGAAAACUGUUACUGAGAAAAGGGAGGAGAAUAAUUAUAAGAAACCAAAAUUGGUCUAUGGCCAUACCACUCUGAACACACCCGAUCUUGUCUGAUCUCAGAAGCUGAGCAGGGUCGGGCCUGGUUAGUUCUUGGAAGGGAGGAACCAAAAUUAACCUCAAGAAAAUGAAUAUCAGAGGUGAGGUUGUUAAAUAAAAAAGGUUCUGAGCAAUGAAAAAAGGUAAUGCAGAAUGUUAAAGGGCUUGGGAAUACUAAGUCAAUUUUUUGUCUUCAGCUUUGCUGUCAUCCUUAAGGGAUAUACUUUGUUUUUCUAUGUAAAAAAACUAUUUCUAGUCGUAAUUAAAUUAGAAAAUAAAUUAGACAAAACCAAAGAAAAUUGGUACCUACCCUUCCAACAAAAGAAGUAUGGCUAGAUACCAGUCAGUAAUUAACAUGUUGUGGAGGUGUUCUUCUAGCUAAAUGAUCACCCAGAAGAUUCCCAACAGUCCUGUGAAGACCAAGAACAGUUGUCAGGACAUGUGUACCUGAGCACACAGAGAUGCAUACUGAUGUAAAAUACUGCCCCAGCAUUGCUUUUCUCCCCUUCCAAAUUGCCUUUCUCAACCUUAUGCCAUUCCUUAUAAUGUAUAUUUGAGUUGUGCCUCAUUUAUUUGUUGGCAAUCUCUAGUGCUAGGGAUUUAGCUAACAAAAAGAUAGGAAGUAGCAUUAUAUUAAGGUUUGUGAUCUAAGUACCAUACUUAGAA